GACGCGGGAAAAUGCAGGAGGAGGAAGCCAAGAUCUUGCUGGGCUUUCCUCCCAAUUCUCGUCCCGAUCCUUCUCAGGUUAAAGCAGCGUACCGGAAGAAAGUAUGGGAAUCACACCCUGACCUGUUCCCUGAUGAUCAGAAGCUCCGUGCCGAGUCUAAGUUCAAAUCUAUAUCCGAAGCUUACUCUUGCCUUGAGUUUGGUGAUGUUAAAGGCCAACACUAUUCCAGAUCAGGUGUGUAUUCAAGGGUGGUCAGGACGGGAGUCCCGCGGACAUAUGCAUAUGCCAAAAGAGGUAAUGCGUGGUUGAUCGGUGCACCUUUCCUUUUGAUCGUCCUUGGAACCAUCGGUCUUGGUGGAAUCAAAGCUAACAGGGCAUACAAUAUGCAAAAACAGACGUUCCCCUCUCAUAAUCCCUUCCUUCCUUGAUUCAGAGUGUCCCUCUCUUUGAAUCUGAGUGAGAGCUGCCAACAGUGAGAUAUAUUUACUUCUUGUUAAAUUCGAAAGGGAUGUAAGGUUAGAGUAACUCUUUUAAGAUUUGAAGUCCUAGGAAUGUGGGGAACUAGGGAUUAUCUGCUUGGUGAUUCCUCUACUUGUUGUAAUUUGAAUAGCAAUACAUACACAAGGACUCGGCUUCUGUACUUUGUAUUUGUAUUAUUAUACUUGAUUCAGUGAAA
Raphanus sativus (radish) is the source of this 676-nucleotide messenger RNA. RefSeq names its product protein CAJ1. Gene Ontology annotation, molecular function: protein folding chaperone; protein-folding chaperone binding. The transcript is spliced from 6 exons. NCBI's taxonomy places the organism in Eukaryota, Viridiplantae, Streptophyta, Magnoliopsida, Brassicales, Brassicaceae. The coding region runs from base 12 to 428 and encodes 138 amino acids. The record is from RefSeq and is a predicted model, not a curated record. Gene Ontology annotation, cellular component: nucleus; cytoplasm.